AUGAGCAUAGUUGAUGAUAAUGGCGUUGCUGAUUUCCCAGCAGAUUUGGAAAUUCUCAUAGUUGAUGAAGAUAGAACCUCUCUCCUAGUGUUGGAAACAAUGCUUCGAAAGCUGUUUUACCGAGUUACCAAGUGUCAGAAUGCGAGUGAGGCGCUUGCUUUGCUUCGACGAAGCAAAUUCAGAAUUGAUAUUGUCAUCUGUGAUUCACAUUUGCCUGACAUUGAUGGACUCGAGCUUGUUGAUAUCAUUGUAUCAGAGAUGGACUUGCCUGUCGUUAUGAUGUCUUCAGAUGAAAGACGACGAGUUGUUGUGCAGUAUAUAAUCAAAGGAGUUUGUGAUUAUUUGGUGAAACCAGUUCGAAUGGAAUCCGUUAGUCUCAUUUGGCAGCAUGUGGUUCGCAAGAAGCAACGUAUCUUUCAAGAAUUCCAGCACCCUGGCAUUGAAAACAUUAACAUUAAUGUUACCGACAGGUUAAACUUAUUACAACCGUCUAAGGAUGCAGCUGCUGCUAAUCGAACCGUCCCAAAAAUGGAUAAAAGAAACCUGCAAUGCGCAAAACGGAGGAGCGGAAAUUCAUCAAAUGACGGUGAAUCCUCUGACGAUGCAACAACCGGGACGACUGGGAAGAAGCCGAGGGUGGUUUGGACACAAGAACUCCAUGAGCUGUUUGUUUCUGCUGUAAAUCAACUUGGACCUGGCAAUGACAUUCCUAGGAAAAUUUUGGAGCGUAUGCAAGCUAUGAAUAUUACUUAUCUUACAAGAGCAAAUAUUGCCAGCCACCUUCAGAAAUACCGCAUGCACCUGAAGAGAGAAAGUGCACGAUCUGCUAGUAACAGAGAUCUCAAUGCCAACCAACAGAUCCAACCCACACCCACUGCUACAUAUCAACUUCCACAGCAAAAUCUCGCGAAUGCAAAUGUUUUAAGUGCAGUUCCAAGUCAUGUCAAUAGAGGGGGCAAUAUGUUUGACCCGAAUCUUGUUUCAGAUUCAAGUCGCUCUGUCCAAACAGAUGCCUCCUUGUACAAUUUCUCUCAGCCGAACUUGUUAUACUGUAACGAUUUCCCUCCUGGUGAUGGUGUUGCCAUCUCAAAUGAAGAAAAUCUUCACGGUAGUGCAGGAAAUGUUAUGGAGCUUCCGAACCCUUUUUCAACUGCUGAUGAGAUGAUCUAUGAACCCUCGUUUUUUGGUAUGUGGACUUCUUUCGCGCACCUUUUGAAUAGCAGCAGGAGGUUGUUGCACUUGCUGGACUUCAAUCUAACAUGGCUGGAUACCUCUCGUGCAGUUCUAAUUGUUUUGGUUUGA
Messenger RNA from Hibiscus syriacus, 1302 nucleotides. RefSeq names its product two-component response regulator ARR2-like. The coding region runs from base 1 to 1302 and encodes 433 amino acids. NCBI's taxonomy places the organism in Eukaryota, Viridiplantae, Streptophyta, Magnoliopsida, Malvales, Malvaceae. Gene Ontology annotation, biological process: cytokinin-activated signaling pathway; phosphorelay signal transduction system. The transcript has 6 exons. Gene Ontology annotation, molecular function: DNA binding. The record is from RefSeq and is a predicted model, not a curated record.